AUGGGUGUGGGACGACGGAUGAAGAAGCAGGGCCCGCCCGAGGCCCUGACGGACGAGCACUUUGCAAAGCUCAAGCGGAAGGCUGGACUGCCGGCCGACGAGCCGGAUCAGACGCCUGAGAAGAAGCGCAGGAGGGCUAAGGAGAACGCCGCGGCUCCCCCUCGUAAGAAGACCAAUGGUGUUGGUGUCCGUGGCGCCGCCGCCGAUGCCGCCCCCAAGAAACCUGCGCUCAAGAAGACGACCAAACCUGAACCUGCGGCUCCGGCCAAGAAGGCCAAUGGCAAGGCGGCGCCCAAGUCCAAUAAGAAGCAGGCCCUGGCUGAGUCGUCUGACGACGAUGAUGACGAAGAUAUGGAUGACGAGUUCGGCGCGUCUGACCUGGAGGACGGCGAUGUGCCAGGGCUGGGAGACGAUUUUCUCGGAUCUGACUCCUCGGUGGUGGACUCCGGGGAUGAAAAUGGCGGCGGGCCUCGCGCCAUGUUCUCGGACGACGACGAAUCGGAUGCGGAGGAGAAGCUGACGGCGGCCAACAUUGAGGGACUGUCGCGCAAGCUGGACCGGGAAAUGAAGGAGGAAGCGGACGCUGACGCGGAAGAGGUGCAACGCGGGCUGCAGACCAACAUUGACGGGGAGAAGCCCAACGUGCUGGAGGACGAAGAGGCGUCGGACGACGAGCUGUCGGCGCGGACCAAGUCUCUGCUGGCACCGGACCUGCAGCUGUUGCGCACGCGCAUCACGGAGAACGUGCGGGUGCUGGACGACUUCGCCAACCUGCACCAGGAGGGCCGGUCGCGCGGCGAGUACACGGACCAGCUGAUCAAGGACAUCUGCGCCUACUACGGCUACUCGGAGUACCUGGCGGAGAAGCUGUACAACCUGUUCACGCCGCGCGAGGCCUUUGCCUUCUUCGAGGCUAACGAGACGGCUCGCCCGGUGGUGAUCCGCACCAACACGCUGCGCAGCAACCGUCGCGAGCUGGCGCAGGCCCUCAUCAACCGCGGCGUCACGCUCGAGCCGGUGGGCAAGUGGUCCAAGGUCGGGCUCCAGGUGUUCGAGUCGAGCGUGCCGCUCGGCGCCACGCCCGAGUACCUGGCGGGCCACUACAUCCUCCAGGCCGCGUCGUCGUUCUUGCCGUGCAUGGCACUGGAGCCGCAGGAGAACGAGCGCGUGCUGGACAUGGCGGCCGCGCCCGGCGGCAAGACGACGUACCUGGCCGCCAUGAUGAAGAACACGGGCUUCAUCUUGGCCAACGACCCCAACAAGGCCCGUUCCAAGGGUCUGAUCGGCAACAUCCACCGCCUGGGUGCCACAAACGUCAUCGUCUCCAACUACGACGCCCGCGAGUUCCCCAAGCCCAUGGGCGGCUUCGACCGCGUCCUCCUCGACGCCCCCUGCUCGGGCACCGGCGUCAUCGCCAAGGACCCCAGCGUCAAGACGAACAAGACCCAGCUCGACUUCAUGCAGCUGCCCCACACCCAGAAGCAGCUGCUCCUAGCCGCCAUCGACUCCACCUCCCACUCGUCCAAGACGGGCGGCUUCAUCGUCUACUCCACCUGCUCCGUCACCAUCGAGGAGAACGAGCAGGUCGUCCAGUACGCCCUCCGCCGCCGCCCCAACGUCCGCCUCGUCGAGACGAACAUCCCCUUCGGGAAGGAGGGCUUCACUGCCUUUCGCGGGAAAAAGUUCGACCCUUCCCUCCGCCUCACCCGCCGCUUCUACCCCCACUCGUACAACGUCGACGGCUUCUACGUCGCCAAGUUCCAGAAGAUCGGCCCCACGCCCGUCAGCGCCUCGGCCGCCGCCGCCUCCACGGCUGACGGCGCCGCCGCCGAUGUCGUUGACAAGACUCCCAUCACCUCCGAGGACGAGGACAAGGCUGCCGACGACGACUUUGGCGGCUUCGACGAAGACGAGGACAAGGCCUACAUGGAGAAGGGUAAGCGCAACGCCAUGCGCAGGAGGGGUCUCGACCCCAGGAGUGCUGCCAAGAAGCAGCCUAAAAAGCAAAGUAAAGAAUGA
Messenger RNA from Geosmithia morbida, 2019 nucleotides. RefSeq names its product 25S rRNA (cytosine2870-C5)-methyltransferase. The record is from RefSeq and is a predicted model, not a curated record. Gene Ontology annotation, cellular component: nucleolus. NCBI's taxonomy places the organism in Eukaryota, Fungi, Ascomycota, Sordariomycetes, Hypocreales, Bionectriaceae. Gene Ontology annotation, molecular function: RNA binding; rRNA (cytosine-C5-)-methyltransferase activity. Bases 1 to 2019 code for a protein of 672 amino acids. Gene Ontology annotation, biological process: rRNA base methylation; maturation of LSU-rRNA. The transcript has a single exon.